AUGAGGAUUUUCUCCUGUCUGUUGACUCUUGCGGCAGUUUUCGUGGUCACUCUCACUGUGAUGUCCGGCGCCGAAGCCAAGACCACACCCAAGCCAAAGUACCAAUACACCAAGAAGCCCGUCCCUCAGGUCACCGUGCACAGCCCCGUGACCACCAGCAUGCCCAAGACCCUCAAGAUAGUGGCGACUGCAAACCCUGUGCAGCCCACCACAGAGAAGACCACAUACCCAAACCACAUCUUCCCACAACACCACAGUGAGAACACGGAGCCCCCUGGUGUUGGCCCCGAGAACUACACCCUGGAUUACAAUGAGUGUUACUUCAACUUCUGUGAAUGCUGCCCACCCGAGAGGGGCCCCAGGGGCCCGAAGGGAGACAAAGGCUUGGCAGGGCCGCCUGGUGAAAGAGGCCUCGCAGGAGCGCCUGGUGUACCCGGACCACCUGGCGUGAGUGGUCCAAUGGGGUUAAAAGGUAACAAAGGUGACAGAGGCGACAGAGGAAGUGGUGGCGCCGCCGGGCCACAAGGAGUCCCUGGAAAACCUGGUCAAAAAGGAGACGUCGGCCACAGAGGUGAAAAGGGUGAAACGGGGCUGCAAGGUAUCAAGGGUGAAAGUGGAGAGAAAGGAGAACGCGGCCGUAACGGGACUGCUGGGGAGAAAGGAGAGCCGGGAAAAGAGGGGCCGGUGGGGCCUCCAGGACCGGCUGUGGAGCUCGGGGCCAAGGGGGAGAAGGGGGACAAGGGGGAGUGUGGCACCUUUGGGGAAAGGGGCCCAAAAGGUGAGCGAGGGGAUUCUGGAUCUCCUGGCAUCCCGGGCGUGAUGGGAAUUCCAGGGAUCAACGGCAAACAUGGAGCGCCCGGUCCAGUGGGUCUCCGAGGGGAUCAAGGACCUCCUGGACCUCAGGGAGAUCCAGGUGUCAGAGGACCUCAAGGACCUCAAGGCAUAAGAGGGGUGCCAGGGCCGAAAGGCGACAGAGGCUACCCGGGGAUGAGAGGCGAUCGGGGCUUUCGGGGGCUGAAAGGAGCUAAAGGAUCGGGACUCCCUCUGAAACGCUCCGCCUUCAGCGUCGGCAUCUCCCCGAGGAAGUCCUUCCCGCCCUCCGGCUUCCCCAUCCGCUUCGACAAGGUCUUCUACAACGAGGAGAACCACUUCAACGCGUCGUCCAACAGCUUCACGUGCGUCCACCCCGGCGUCUACGUCUUCUCCUUCCACAUCACCGUGCGGAACCAGCCGCUGCGAGCCACGCUGGUGGUGAACGGCUCGCGGCGGGUGAGGACCCGGGACUCUCUGUACGGCCAGGACAUCGACCAGGCCUCCACCCUGGUGCUGCUGCGGCUGGCGGCGGGCGACCAGGUGUGGAUGGAGACGCUCAGAGACUGGAACGGGGCGUACGCCAGCAGCGAGGACGACAGCAUCUUCUCCGGGUUCCUGCUCUACUCGGACAAGGCCUGA
Salarias fasciatus (jewelled blenny) is the source of this 1452-nucleotide messenger RNA. It is a transcript of the gene otol1b, whose product is annotated as otolin 1b. Bases 1 to 1452 code for a protein of 483 amino acids. Lineage: Eukaryota; Metazoa; Chordata; Actinopteri; Blenniiformes; Blenniidae. Gene Ontology annotation, molecular function: protein binding. The transcript has 4 exons. The record is from RefSeq and is a predicted model, not a curated record.